Molecule: messenger RNA, 4213 nt
Organism: Oncorhynchus nerka (sockeye salmon)
Lineage: Eukaryota; Metazoa; Chordata; Actinopteri; Salmoniformes; Salmonidae
Gene: cep126
Product: centrosomal protein 126
Exons: 9
Coding region: 344-4213 (1289 amino acids)
Biological process (GO): non-motile cilium assembly; mitotic spindle organization; cytoplasmic microtubule organization
Cellular component (GO): centrosome; ciliary base; midbody
Source: RefSeq, a predicted model, not a curated record
GGCGUGUGUCUGUUGUACACAGACAACUGUAGAAAUUAAUUUAGCUAGAAAACGCUAACUUGUUUAUUUUUUUACUUGCUUAUUAAUAAAGUUUAGCUUUGGAUCAUUUUUUUCCCCUGGUGUGUGGCAAUGGUUGCCAUUGCCGAUGUGGUAUUACAUGCGACGAAAUGAACGGGAAAGCAGUGAGUGUUUAACGUUUCGUUAGCUGGGUCACUGCCCGUUUUCUAUCUAGCAUUUCUGUCUGGGUUUCGUUUUUUUGUCCUGGGUCUAAUCCUGAACUGGGUCGAAUGAAGACUGUGGGUGGUAUUGGUAACCCCGUCGAGCCCGUCAGCUGUUUCCUAGAAUGAAAGCUCUGAAGAACAACUUCUUCUACUCCAGGAUAGGAGCUGACGGGUUGUUUGAAGAUGACCGGCAUGUUCUGGUGGAGGAACAGAAGUCAUGCAGGGCCCGAGCUCGCUGCUUCUCCCUGGAAACCAACCGACGAAGGAAGGUUCUGGAGGAGAGGAGGAAGCUGUGGGACGUCCAGGAACAGAGGCUGAGGGAGAGCAUCCUACAGCAACGUAAACAGAGAGUCCAGGAUGCCACCGAACGCUUCCAGAGGGCCCAUCUGCCCCCCUCACAGAGACGCAGACAAUCUUUCAGGAAGAGCACCCUUAAUAUCGAGGAGGCACUUAAUCACAUACAAGGCACCUUGACCUUGAGUUCCUAUACCAGACAAUCCCCCGACAGGAGCUGCACUUCAUCCCCUAAGCCUCCCCCGACACCCAGCCCGUCGCUCCACCAGGGGAACCUGUCUGCCCUGGAGGCCUACAGCAAACUGAUGCAGGACAGAACCUUCAGCAGCUUCAAGAACAGGCUACUAUUCCUCAGCCAGCUCCAGGAGACACAGCUGAGGGACAGGGACGAUCUGCAGGACACACAGCCAAGGGAGAGGGACAAGGAGAGGGACGAGCUGCAGGACACACAGCUGAGGGACAGGGACAAGGAGAGGGACGAUCUGCAGGACACACAGCUGAGGGACUGGGACGAACUGCAGGGGACACAGCCGAGGGACUGGGACGAACUCCAAGGGACACAGCCGAGGGACAGGGACGAGCUGCAGGACACACAGCUGAGGGACAGGAACGGACUGCAGGGGACACAGCUGAGGGACAGGGACGAACUGCAGGGGACACAGCCGAGGGAGAGGGACGAGCUGCAGGAGACACAGCUGAGGGACAGGGACGAGCUGCAGGAGACACAGCUGAGGGACAGGAACGGACUGCAGGGGACACAGCUGAGGGACAGGGACGAACUGCAGGGGACACAGCCGAGGGAGAGGGACGAGCUGCAGGACACACAGCUGAGGGACAGGGACGAACUGCAGGGGACACAGCUGAGGGACUGGGAGCGGGACAUGGGGUUCCUCAAUGAGCUGCAGGACACACAGCUGUGGGGCAGUCCACAGCAUCAUAAUGUGACUCAGUCAGAGAGCCUGUCCAGUCUGGAUAGCUUGGAAAUGGAGGACGGCUUAAACCACAACAACACAGUACAGAGAGUCCACAGCUCUUGGUUAGAUCACCAGAGACACCCCAAUGGUCCAUCCUCUUGGUUAGAUCACCAGAGACACCCCAAUGGUCCAUCCUCUUGGUUAGAUCACCAGAGACACCCCAAUGGUCCAUCCUCUGACUUGUCCUUUUGUCCACCAACAAAGAGUUUCCUAAGUGGUAACCUCCUAAUCCAACAGGGCAAAGUUGAUGCUAGCCCUCAGCCACCCAGACCAAGGCAGACAGAGGAGCCUGUCGAAGAUUGUAACAGCAGACUGCACCAGCUCUCUCAGGCCACUGGGUGGCAGAGUUGUACAGACCAAUCGUCAUCACAGACUAACACUAUAACCCAGCCCCCACUCCUCAGUGUCAGUCACCACAGCCUGCUAACUCUGAGUGGGAUUAUAGAUACAUCCUCAAUACGUUCAGAUAACGGUGACCAAGACUCUCAGGAGAGGGAAAGUCAUCUGAGGGGGGACCACAGAGUCUCGGGGGUCGUAGCGUGCUCCAAGGCUUCUACCCCAGACAGAACGCUGCUAGAGUUCACCUCUUGUCUGAUCCCAGAGGGAAAGUUAGAAUUUAGGCAGCAGGUGAGAGACCCGGAGGACAAGUAUUCCAAACAACCGACACAGGUCCUUCUGCCUGGGAAAACUUGCAGCCACAAAGACCUUCUGUGUGAAGCCCCCUCCUCAAACCCUGAUCAUAUCCUCAGUUAUAACACUAAAAGUAGCUCAGGGGUCCGGGAGGACACGGCCAACAUUCAGCCAACAAAAAACACACAACACCAGUCACAGGGAAGCAAACCCAGUGUAGAAGAUGCCAUGAACAACCUCAACAAAGGGUCCAACUCUGAGCCCAAAGCAGGAUCCAACUCUGAGCCCAAAGCAAGGCCCAACUCUAAACCCAAAGCAGGGUCCAACUCUGAGCCCAAAGCAGGGUCCAACUCUGAGCACAAAGCAAGGCCCAACUCUAAACCCAAAGCAGGGUCCAACUCUGAGCCCAAAGCAAGGACCAACUCUGAGCCCAAGGCAAGGCCCAACUCUGAGCCCAAAGCCGAGAAGUCUAAGAACACAGACCCUCUCAGUCAGACAUUGGGUCAUUGUAAUAUCAGGUCUGACUUCCCUAAAGGCCUAAAGAGCCUGCAGGUGGAAAUAACACCAACACACCUCCCAGAUACACCUCCAUCUCCUCCACCUGUAGCUGUUGUCAGCACAGCCACAGAUCAUAAAGGCACUGAAGUCCGAUGCAUAAAGGGAAUUCUUAAAAAACGAUCAAAAUACGGCGUGUCGGGAGGAAACGCUUGUUCUGGUAUGUAUAACGCCAGGCAUUUAAUAUUCGCCAAACAAUUCACCAUGUCCAUCAGAGAUAGUGUGGAACUGACCCGAAGGAAAGGCAAGGAUGCAGACAAGAUGAUCAAAAAGAAGAUACGCUGGUUUGACGAGGUAAAUCUGGAGGAGGAAGAGGAGGAGAUGCAACGGAGUCCUAUAACAAACAAGUGUGUUUCUGAGUAUCCACUACCUCCACAUAAACACUCAGCAUCAUCAGACCACCAACAGGGUCAGGGCCAGACGGUGGCCACCAACACCCCUCUGGCCUCCACCGGCUAUCACUUUACCAAGCAGGCCUGGGCAGAUGUCAGGGUCCAGGAGAGCAGGCUGCAGGGGCACCAGGGGAUCCAGGAGAGAGGCCAGGAGGCCAAGGAGACAAGAGUGGAAGCAAGGGAGGUCAAGGUCCAGCGGGGGAGCAGGGGGAGAACCGUGUGCCCCAGAGUCCCCAGGAGAGUGAGAUCUGCCAGGGCAGGGAUGGAUCCUGUUUCGUCCCGCUCCAGAAAAGGCACGGUCAUCAGACCCCAAUCUGCUACGGAGGCCAGCAGCCACGUGGCCUGGGUGACCCACGGGAAGGUCAUGGUGCCUCGUCCCCCGCCCCGCACUGAAACCAUGGAACCAAAAACACACACAAGAGAGACGGAUGCUGUAGUAUCAUACACCACCAAGACUCCUUACAACAUGGAUCACUCUAAUGACACCACCAAGACUCCUUACAAAAUGGAUCCCACUAAUCACACCACCAAGACUCCUUACAAAAUGGAUCCCACUAAUGACACCACCAAGACUCCUUACAUGGAUCAGUCUAACUCUGCUGCUACUAAAGCAGGGAUUCCUGUAGAUGAGGCUUUGUGUAAUAAUAACACCCUGGACAACCUCGCCCCGUCCCAGAACCGUACACAUGUCAUUAGGGCAGAUAGCAGCGUUAUUUCUAACCCAUCCAAGGCCACCCCCAUGUCAGGCCAGCAGGACGCCCAGGGAGAGGCUGCCAGAUGGGGGCUUCUGUACCAUGAGAAUGGCCUCUGUCUGGACCGUACUCCCACAGACGAGGAGAUCUCUCAGCUCUGGCAUGGAGUCCGUAGUGCCUUAGCCACCAAGGACGGUGACCCUAUAACUAUCCUGCCUCAAGCACGUGCCAACCUGUCUCGCGUUACUAUCAACGGGGACAGCCUGAUCAACGGAGUUAAAGCCAUCACCACGAUGGGAGACUUCUUCCUCUCCCCAACCAAUGUCCGGAGCCUGGUGAGGAGACAACCCCAGGAGAGUCGUGGUAGUGGGGCCAGGAGGAGAGGAACAUCUGGCUCAGGGAACAGAAGGCUUCCUCUAUCCUCCCAGUCUCAGGUACAGGCUUCCUUCCUCUAG